UACACAGUGCCCACUCCUCUUUGAUGCGACAUUGAUUAAAAAAUUUGUGAACCCCUCGUGUGAGGGGCUGUAGAUUGUACAUGUUCAAUGCAGAAAUCAGAAUGGUUCCUUUUCAACUGCCCAUAAUUUUCAACCAUAAAUAUCUGUAUAAUAAUUGUACACACAACAUAGAGCGUAAAGCGUUGGGAGUUGCUAAAUAAACAGAGAGAUAUUGAAGAAUGGCAGGGGGGUGGUGGCGGGAGAACUUGAGAGAGUUGAGGCCACUGUUGCACCUUCUUUUGCCAUUAUGUGUGCACUGGGUUGCUGAAGAAAUGACUGUUUCUGUGUUGGUUGAUGUCACCACUAAUGCUCUUUGUCCUGGCCAGAAAACUUGCUCUCAGGCAAUUUACAUCAAUGGUCUGCAGCAAACGGUUGUUGGGAUAUUCAAGAUGUUUGUACUUCCGCUCUUAGGACAGCUUGCUGAUGAGCAUGGGCGUAAACCGCUGCUUCUUCUCACUGUAUCUACAACAAUUAUUCCAUUCACUUUACUUGCUGUUGAUCAAUCAAAAGGAUCUGUUUAUGCCUAUUAUGUGCUCCGGACAAUCUCUUAUAUCAUAAGUCAGGGGAGCAUUUUCUGCAUUUCUGUUGCUUAUGCAGCAGAUGUCGUGGAUGACAGUAAGCGGCCUGCAGCUUUUAGUUGGAUCACAGGCCUGUUCUCUGCAUCCCAUGUCACAGGGAAUGCCUUAGCACGUUUUCUUCCAGAAGGUUACAUUUUUGAGGUCUCAAUAGCUCUAUUGAUCUUUGUUCCUGUUUACAUGGCACUGUUCCUGACAGAAACAGUAAGGCCAACUCAAAAAGCAGACCAGCAUAUUCCUUUGUUAAAUAAAGCAUUUAAUGUUGUUCAGGAACGAUAUUACUCAAUGAAAAAUGCUGUUAUCAUUGUUACCAGCAGCUCGACGCUUAAAUGCAUUUCUCUUGUUUCCUUCUUCUAUGAAUUGGGAAUGUCUGGCAUCAGCAGUGUCUUACUGUAUUAUUUAAAAUCAGCAUUUGGCUUCAACAAAAAUCAAUUUUCAGAAAUCUUGAUGGUGGUGGGUGUCGGUUCAAUUUUUUCUCAGAUUCUGGUUCUUCCCCUUCUCAAUCCACUGGUUGGAGAGAAACUGAUACUCUGUGCAGCCUUGCUCGCUUCCAUAGCAUAUGGACUGCUUUAUGGCUUGGCCUGGGCAUCUUGGGUGCCCUAUUUAAGUGCUUCGUUCGGGGUAAUCUACAUCCUCGUGAAGCCUUCUACUUAUGCAGUUGUAUCCAAAUCAUCAAACUCAGCGGAUCAGGGGAAAGCUCAAGGAUUUAUUGCUGGCGUGCAAUCCAUUGCAAGUUUAUUAUCUCCACUGGCAAUGACUCCGUUAACCACAUGGUUUCUAUCCAGCAAUGCUCCUUUUGACUGUAAAGGCUUCAGUAUUAUAUUUGCAUCUAUAAGCAUGGUCAUUUCCCUGUGUUUUGCCUGGACUCUAAAACUAGAUGCUCCAUCCAACAGGAUAUUAGAGGACAACGCGGAAAGCAUUGAAGCCCCUCUUUUAUCAUAAGCAUCACCGAAACUUGCCAACAUGUGUGACAUGUUCAAUAAAUUAGAUUAGACAAUACUGGACGUUACCGAGGAAGAAAAAUAAGUUAAAAUCUUGUCCAUUGUAUAUUGUAAUCUUGUCAUGUGUAUCAUACAUGGCCAUAUAGUCUACUAAUGAUGCCAUGGUGAAUGCUUUUCUUCUCCUUUAAAAGUUGUACAUGUGGAUGAGGCAGUUAUAUUAGUUUUGUUAGUAUUCACGAGAGCGUUUCUCUACAUAUAGAUGUUCUCGUUCAAGUAAAAUUUCUCUUUCUUUG
This is a messenger RNA of Olea europaea var. sylvestris, 1848 nucleotides long. RefSeq names its product hippocampus abundant transcript-like protein 1. The transcript is spliced from 14 exons. Lineage: Eukaryota; Viridiplantae; Streptophyta; Magnoliopsida; Lamiales; Oleaceae. Gene Ontology annotation, biological process: transmembrane transport. Gene Ontology annotation, molecular function: transmembrane transporter activity. The record is from RefSeq and is a predicted model, not a curated record. Bases 219 to 1556 code for a protein of 445 amino acids.